AUGAGCACAAAAAAGGACAAACCUUCCUCUGCAAUUGGGUCCAUUCGCAAACGGCUAACAAAAGGGGAUGAGCCAACGGGGAGCCCAACAGGCACAUCGAGCGAUAUGCCUGAAACACAGUCUCGUCGACUUAAUUGUCUUAUCGCGGGCGAAUCUAUCGUCUUUUUAGUUAGUAUGGGGUGCGAUUACGUGGUUAGCGAGUUGAAGGGGGUUAUACAAAGGGAGCGAGCGCUGGAUACUUUGAAGGAUGUUGGUCCUCACAUUUUGGAAUUGUGGAAGCCAAACGACUUCAAUGCUAUCACCGCUGGUCCAGCCGACACUCUCGCUGCACGUAUCAGGUCCCUGGGAGAUAGCCUUUCGCAAUAUGCCACCAAACUAGAGCCCGCAGACAGCCUCUUCAAAAUCUUUCCAAAUCAACCUCCCAGUGAGCACCUCCACGUAAUCGUGAAGGUCCCUGCUACCGCUGCUGAAUCACCAUUAAAGAAACUGAAACUCGAAGAGGACUACAUCCACGCUUCUUAUGUUCAGCGUGAAAUAAUAGUCUCCGCUCUGUAUGAAAAACUCGAAAAGCAGAGAUGGGUACUUGUCAGAGGCACUCCAGGUAGCGGAAAGUCUGUGUUGGCGGGACUCCUUCGCCGCUAUAUCAAUGAAACAGAACCUGAUACGGAAGUGGUUUUUGUUGCCGCAUGGCCAGAAAAUAUGCCUGUGCAGAUCACCCCGAAUACGAUCCUCAUUCUAGACGAAGCGCAGUCGACGUAUUGGGAUAAAACUUUCUGGACUAGAUUUAAGAAUCCGGGUUUACAGGGUAUGCGGGUUGUUGCUUUUGCCAGCCACGGCAGCUCUGGUUACACCGGGGCCGACAAUUUAUCGCCAAUGUGGAUCGGAAAGGAACAGCACGUGGGCCUUGCUCGUCUUGACUGCGGGGAUGGGAUCCUUGUUGGCCUUCUUUUCACUAGAGAAGAAUUCAACGCGCUCGUACGACUGAAGUUCCACGAUAACCGCUUUUCUGACUCCUUCCUCGAUUGCGUCUUUGAUAUGACGAACGGUCAUGUGGGAGCUUGCGAGGAUUUGAUGAAGUGCGUCGCCGCGCACAAGUCAUAUCGUGAACGGGUGAAAUCUGCCGAAUACACCUACGAAAUGUUUAUCACUGGUGUCUCCAUGGCUGACAUACCCCAGGCCAUCUACAAAGGAACGGUAUUUGGCCGUGGUCUCCCACAGGCGAAUGUUUUACGUGAAAACCUGGAUGUAACAGCUGUAAUGAGUGAAGUCAUUAGAAAAGGAUCCAUUGUCUGCCCGGACAAUUACCUCGCUUCGAACCCCGACAACGACGAUAACCGAAAGGCGGCCCUCCGCAUGAUAUUCCGGUCUGGUUGGUUGCAUACAGAAGCCAGAGCAGAUAUCGAUGGAAUAUUGUACACGUUUGCAUCUCCGCUCCACAGGCGAUGUAUAAACUGGAAGCUCAAUGGAUCGCCAUUGGAGUCUAGGAUCAUCGAGCCGAACCCGUUCGAAUUUUCCCUAGCUGUUAUCCAGAGGUUUUCACAGCGAAGCCUAGAAAAACACGAAAUAGGUCUCCAGGACGAGUUCUACUCCGCAUCCUCUAAGCACGCGAAUGGUUCUGUUUCAUUUCCAGAGUUUGGUACGAAAAACGGAAGGAUUGAUUUCUUCAUCCGGUCGAAAAAAUGGGGCGUUGAACUUCUUCGUGAUGGUAAUCGAUUGGGCCAACACGCAAGACGAUUCACCGAAGGGGAGUAUGGUAAAUGGAUUGAGAAGGGAUGGAUGUCUGACUAUAUCAUUAUUGAUUUUCGUACCCGCCCUCCCAAGAUCGUGCAUCGAGUAAACGUGGAUAAACUUAUCUAUGUCGUAUCCGUUGACGACUGGAACACCAUCGAGGUUCUUGACAACGGAGGAAAAGUCCUUCAUCAAUAUAGUUUACUAAAUAACUCCUAA
Molecule: messenger RNA, 1947 nt
Organism: Laccaria bicolor S238N-H82
Lineage: Eukaryota; Fungi; Basidiomycota; Agaricomycetes; Agaricales; Hydnangiaceae
Exons: 7
Coding region: 1-1947 (648 amino acids)
Source: RefSeq, a predicted model, not a curated record